ACGGUUGUUUGUUGGGGACAGCUGCUGUACGAGAUAUUUACCUUCACGGUUGAAAUUCUAUCUUUUUUUAGCUCGUCCAUUGCGCUUGUUCAUUGCCAUUUUUGAUGUGACGGCGAAGUGUAAAGCUGUAACUUAGUUUUCGAGUUGAAGUCUCAUUGCAGGCUUGGAUUUUAAAAAGCCUCUGACUUUAGACAUCUCUAAUGGAUACGUGGCCUUUAGUUGUGAAAUGUUAAAUAUUCCUCUAAUACUAGCGUUAAUUUCACCACCAUUGAAAGCCUAUGAGGAAAAGCUCAUUAUAAGAUUUUCUAGACUUGUCUACUAGAUUUAGACCUAAUAAUUUUGAAUUAUUAACAUCAACUUAUUACGAUUCCUCCUUUUAGCAUGCAAACUCAUCACGGAAACUGGAUGGAACCUGAACACUGGACCCGUGUUUCGAAAACGGCUUUGACUAUUUCCUAGAAAGUCGACAGUUUAUAUAUAUCUUUGGGAAAAAAACAAACAGCUUGCUAUUUGUCUACACAGUGAAAACUCUUGUUUGACCUUUAAAAUUUGUUAAAAUAUACCGGUAAUCUUAUUUUUGAACAUGCUUUCAGCGGAUAUUCCCGCACUCGAUUCAAAUGUUUCUUGAGAUUCACGAAUUUUGUAACGAGGAAAUAGGCGUUCAUAAACCUGCGCACCGACUUGUGUAGAAGCUGGACCUUAGAAUAACUUUUGUUGUGCAAGAUUACUUGAAUUAUAGACCACCAUCAGCUACUUUUGUUUUUAUGUUACUUAGUUUUGGUCUCUGCGUCAUGUCUAGAUUAGAUCGUUACGUGUAUAUCGACGUGACGUCAUGUUAGCCCUUCGCUUUUAUUUUUAGACAGCAAUAAACGUGACAAUUGGAUGUUGCCUUGUGCCUACAUUUCUGCCAGUCAUGAUUGUAACCAAGUGGAAGCAUUGCACCAUCCUGCAAAGAUUUCACGGGUAGGGAGCACAUCGUUUUAGCUCUCCAAUCUGUUCCUCCUUCGACCCAUUCUCGCCCUCCCGUCAUUUCGCUCGAACUCUCCUCACGCCUCCCCCCGAGCCAUUCCCUCUCGCUAUCUGCUGUAGUAGGAGAAUCAAUAGAUCAGAGCUGUCUGUUUAAUAUUUUUCUGAAGGUGAAAUAAAUAAGUCAACAUCAAUUCCCCUGUCAAAGGAGUGACACAGUUUUUUUUCCCCUUCUUCUGAACUGUUCUUUAAACCUGGAUCUUACUGGAGCGAGAGUGAAAUUAGUGUCGCCUCUUGCUGAUGUUAUAUACCGAAGUGACUACCAGAGCAAGGAUUGCCGCCUGGAUGGAACAAAAUCUUUAAACAAGCUUGCUUCAUGUUCGGUUUUCAAUAAGUCUGUUUAUACUAUAAGAUGUGCUGAACUUUGACCUCUUGGCACUGGUAAUUUCCGAGUCUUCCUAGCUUGGUUUCAGAUCAUCAAUAACUGUCAAGUAAGGUAGAGAAUUUAAGUUUCAGGAUUCCUUCUUCCAUAAGGCCCUGAAUCUACCUACACAUCCAGGCAAUAAUACAGCUUCAUGCUGGGCAGUAAAGACUUAAUGUUUACUUCAGACCUUAGCUACAUUGUUAUCAGGAGAUAGUCUACACAAGCACAACUUGUCUGAACACACAAAUGGCUGAGCCUGGAGCUGGCUUUGACUCAAGAGGCCUUGGUCUCAGAGCACAGAAGAAACUUCUGGGUAAAAUGUCCAGCAAGAAAAUAGCCAUGACUUUCAUAGAUGAAACAACUGGAAGAGUGCUAGACAACGCCCAUAAACUAUUAAAGCAGUACAAAGAAAGUAAAAAAGAAGCUGACAAAAUACUGAAAUACAUCAUCAAGUCAGUUGUCAAGGUUGGUAUCCUGUAUAAAAAUGACCAGUUCAACAGAGAUGAGUUAUCUCUUGUAGAUAAAUUCAAACAAAAAUUUCACUCUCUUGCAAUGACAGUAGUCUCUUUCCAUCAGGUGGACUUCACAUAUGAUAAAGCUUUUAUGCGAAAAAGCCUCGAAGAGUGCAGACAGCUUUUACAGAGCAUCAUAGAGCGGCACUUAACAGACAAGUCCAAGACUAGAGUUGACCUGGUGUUUCACACAUUCUGUGAACCAGAGUUUUUGGACGCUGUAUUCACUAAUACGUCUUACAAGUCUCUGAUGGAUGCCAUUAUUGAUGACCUGAAUGCUCUCAUGGACCAGGGAAAUUUAUGAUGUGUUAUUAUUGUUGUUGAUGCAGCAUUGCACUGUAUUACUGAAAUUUUGAGAACCUAAAUUAUAUUUACAUAUGUAUAUUUCUAUGUACAUAUAUAACUUGAAGAAUUCCUUCUUGUCAAAUGAAGUUUUUUUUUUUCCCAAUGUCUAAGCGUUUGCUGUAUAAAUUGUUUGCUAUGUAACAUCUCCUGCUAUAGUUUUAAAAUUGUUUAAUUUUAUAUUAUCUCAAGAUUAUCAUUCAAAAUAUGGUUAUAUAUUUUUGAAUAAUUUACUUAUAAUACAUUUCCAAAGUCUUUUUUUUUCUUUCAAAGUUGUUUAGUACAAUAUGAACCAAGAAUAUGCAGCUAAUAUUUGUUGGAAAAGGCUACUUAAAAAAGAAGAUGAUAUGUACUUAUAGCAUUAUUGUUCAAUUUUACAAGUACAUUUUGUGUUGCUCGUAUCUUGUAUCAGUAUUCCAUUAACAAACUCAAACAUUUUUUGGUAUGGUACCAAUUGUAACAAUCCUUUCUUUUCCUUCAUUUGCACUCACUUUAUUUGUGGUGAAGUUACUACUAUUUAAUAAUACUUGUUUUUGAUAUGGUUUUUGACCUCAUGACUGGAAUUUUGCAAAUUUCUGCAAAAUGUUAUGUAAGCAAAAUAACAUUAUAUGCAUUAUACAACAUUUAUGCAAGCUUAUGUGCUAUUUUUUUUUUAAAUAUUUCUAUUAUAUCAAGAAAUUAAAAAAAAAGUUUGUCAUUUUUUCUGAAUGAAUUAAGUGAAAAAAAAAAUAUACCCACCAUUUUUAAAAAAUAAGUUAUUGAUUUAUCAGAAAGGAUUCAUAUUGAUCUUGUUUGGUAAUAUUUCAUGGUCACCUUUAGCUUAUGCCAUAGAAAAUGUUAUCUAACAGAAGGGUAGGAAAAUGCAACUGAAUGUUCACCACAGAAAAAAAAAAAAAAAAAAGCUAAUGUUGGGAUAAUAUUGUUUUCAAAUAAGAGUUAGUACAGUUUUUUGAAUAGCAAACGUUGACACCUAAAUGUACAAUAUUGUCAUGUGGCUUAACUCUUUCUCUCUUAACUGACGAUACCAUCGUUGAUUUGAACUCAUUAAAUUAAAUUAAUGUUUGAUUUUAUAAACUUUACUUUAGUCUUAUUUAAAAAGUACAUGCAGUCCCCUUUAACUCUAUACCAACUAAAACAUUUUCUGAUAACAAACGAAAAGGUUUUUAGAGGUUAAUUAAAAAAGAGUAGUGAAAUACUACUCAGUAAUAGUUGAAAUGUGGAAAAUAAGGACGGUGAGAAAGAGUUAAAGCACAUUCAGUCACAGUUGCUGGUAAAAAAAUAACUUGUUGACAACCAAACAUUCAAAGUUCCUCUAUUGAAUCACAGGGUUGGCAAAGACAUUGUUUAUAUUACUUCUUAGUUUAUUCUUAGUACUGACAAUUUUUUUUUUCUUCAGGAAACUGAUAUCAACUAAAAUGUAAGUGUUAUCUGCAUCUAGUCAUUGCUACAUUGAAUCCAUCCAUCCAAACUUAUUAUGUUGUUAUGAGGAUCUCCAUGGUUUUAUGUUAUACGUAUAUUUCUGAUACAACAUAUAGAUCUUUACUUCUUUCAAUGUCAUGUUCCCUAGCAACAUAUGCAUCACUUGUCUAUUUAUAUAAUGUACAUUUUGUGAACGCACUCACCGAAACAAAAAAUUUACUUUCCUUUUCUAGUUUGUUAAUGAUUUGAUGUAGGAAGAAGCCAAAAUAUCUUCAGUUAUCGGCUCAUGAAAAUGUGCUCGAUUGUAUUUUUAGGCAUAACUAAACAUGGAUUGGAUGUCAUUAUUUCUAUGAAUUCUAAUGCUAAAAGCAGUGCUUUUUAUGAGUUUAUUUCUGACACAUUUUUUUUUUUUUUCAUUUUUGAUAAUGCCGUUUAUUUUGUCCAGUUAAAUUACAACAAAUUAAUUAUUGCACAUUCAGCAAUGUAUAUUUUGAUUGGAUCUUGUUUUAAAUUUCACCUAUGAAACUAAUUAACUUAAAUAUAUUUCAAAUUCAGAUCUUAUCAAGAUUUAAUGUAAAUUUUUUUUUCCAGAUGUUUAGACAAGAUAAGAGCUUGAUUUGAAAUUUUUGUUUGUUAAUCUUAUUCUUUGUGUUCCUUUGCUAUUUCCUCUAUAGAUUUUUUUGUUUGUAUUAACCUAUGUUGCAUUCCUUCAAAACUAAUGUCCACCACUAGGCUUUACAUAUACAUCUGCACAAAGAAUACCUCCACUUCACUCUACAUCUCACCUUACUCUGGACUUUGUUGAGGGUGUAACAGUGUCACUUAUCUGCCAGGACAUUCCAAACAUGUGCCCCUAGUUGCUGGGUCCCCAACUUAUUCCUUCAUACAAAUGUUUUGUAACAGAUAAAAAUGAGAUGACAUCUUCCGAGAUUGUUUUACGCUUAUAUAAAAGCUAAAUUAAGUAAAAACAAAACAUACAUAAGAACUUGAAACUGCUGAUGUUUAUCUCUUAGAUUAAAUUCUCAAAGUGCUGACUCUGUAAAAAUCAUCCAAACAAACUUGUGUAGACACAGUGUAGGUUUUCCUGAUGUGCAUUUAUUUGGUAGUGCUUGCAACAUGCAGUUUAUUUUGAAAUAAUUGUGCAAGUUAGAAUAAUA
Messenger RNA from Biomphalaria glabrata, 4820 nucleotides. RefSeq names its product tumor necrosis factor alpha-induced protein 8-like. The transcript has 5 exons. Gene Ontology annotation, cellular component: cytoplasm. The record is from RefSeq and is a predicted model, not a curated record. Gene Ontology annotation, biological process: regulation of apoptotic process. Bases 1637 to 2206 code for a protein of 189 amino acids. NCBI's taxonomy places the organism in Eukaryota, Metazoa, Mollusca, Gastropoda, Planorbidae.